Gossypium arboreum is the source of this 645-nucleotide messenger RNA. RefSeq lists its product as uncharacterized. The transcript is spliced from 3 exons. NCBI's taxonomy places the organism in Eukaryota, Viridiplantae, Streptophyta, Magnoliopsida, Malvales, Malvaceae. The record is from RefSeq and is a predicted model, not a curated record. The coding region runs from base 1 to 645 and encodes 214 amino acids.
AUGAAUCAGAUUGGCACUUUACAACGUCCUGGUGAGACUCGAUGGGGUUCUCAUUUAAAUUCAGUUACUAGUUUACUUAAGAUGUACAAUGCUACUAGCACGGAAGUUUUAGGGAUUACUGAUAACCUUUGUCAAGCUUUGCAACGCCGUUCUCAAGAUAUAUUAAAUGCCAUGAGUUUAGUUUUGAGAAUGAAAGAUUUGAAAAAUGUGAUAUCCUUUUGUGAAACUUGGGAGUUGGAUUUUCCAAAUAUGAAUGCUCAAUACAUUGUGGGUCGUAGUCGCAACAAGAAGGAAGAUGUUACAGUGGAGUAUCAUUAUCGAAUGGAUAUAUUUUUUGCUACAAUAGAUACUCAGUUGCAAGAAUUGAAGAGCAAGUUUAACGAAAAUGUUGUCGAGCUUCUCACUCUUUCUAUAGCUUUAGAUCCCAAGGAGUUUUUCAAGUUAUUUGCUAUUGAUAAAAUUUGCAUACUUGUAAACAAGUUCAAUCCAGAAGAUUUUUCUCAACAAGAGAAAGAAAGUCCCGCAUAUGAGUUGAAGCAUUAUGAACUUGAUAUUGAUUCGUCUUAUAUUGAUUCUUCCAGUUUCAAUAGCAUCCUCAGAAUGUACUUUUUCUGCUAUGAAGAUUGUGAAGACUCAACUUCGUAG